AUGGCAAAACAGCAAAACCAGGGCAAAGGCCAAGAGAAGGAAUUGGAACUCGAAAGUGGCGUGUCUGAGGCUGAGAUUGAGGCCCCAUUGCCUCUCACUGUGACUUCUCGGGUUUUGUAUAUGUUGGGAGAUAUCACUGCAGGGCCUGCGUUUAAGUUCACGCAAUGGCUCCAAUUAGUUCGUAAACGCACCGCAAAUCAUCGUUCUUCUGGCUUCCCUCGCCGCACUUCCAUCACCAUGUCGUCUAGUUCUUGCAUUAGAGGACGGUUGGAGGAUCCCAAACUGGAGCUGCACCCUGAUCAGACAGAAAUUAGCUUGUGGGAGAGGCUGGGAAAGGCUGCAAUGUUGGACAUUGAGUCGAGCUCUUUUUCAUGGGACAUGCUCUCUUCACUGCACCACACUGAACACAGCAGUAGCAAUGAACAAUCCGAGGAUGAGAUGAACAAAGCUCUCGAGGUAACUGUAAAUUCUGGAGGAGUUGUCUUCUUUGCCUUUUUCAAUUUACCUGGGAGUGCUAAUACUUGUCCAAAAGAAGCAGCAGCAGUUAUAAAGAUAUCACCAUCAAGAAUGGCAACACAGUCUGAACGCCUUGGCUAUGAAUUUGCCAAGUGGUUGGGAGUCCAAACUCCACAGGCUAGAGUCAUUCACAAUACCAGUUUCGAAUGGCAACAAAUAAAGGAAGCUGCAGAGAAAGCUAGAGAAGCAGCAAAUUCUGAGGGUGAUGAAAUUGGUGAGGUGACAUGUUUUGAACUUUUGGAAGCACUUGAGCUUAGCCGGUGCCUCUUUUUUAUGAGUUAUGUACACGGUUCACCCUUGCUUGAAAACUCUAGUGCAUUUGAGUCAAAGGAAUCCGCAGAAAGAACAUCAGAAGCUCUUGGCAGGGUGCUAAUGUUGGACCUUGUCAUCAGAAAUGAAGAUAGGCUGCCUUGCCGUGAGCUUAGAUGGCGUGGGAAUCCAGCAAAUUUGUUGUUGGCUGGAAAGAUUUUCUGUGCAAAUACAGAUGUUCUGGAAGAGGCUUUUGAUUCUGCAAUUGACCGAUAUAGACCGAAGAUGAUAAUGGCAUUUCAGAAAGAAAGAAGGUCAACUUCAGUUGAUUGCAGUCUCGAUUCUCACAAUCCUGGCUUGACAUCACAUUCCUCUGAUCUUUCAGAUAUCGCAGAAUCUCCAAUAUCUCCUGCCAUGCACCUUACAAGUCAAACAUCAGGAGAAUUAAUGUAUCCGGACAUCAACAUAGUAGCCAUUGAUUCUGGUGUUCCUCGGCGACCCCCUGCUGGAAAACGUGCAAAUGAUCAGGUCAAUUAUCCUAAGUUGAUUGAAUUGCUAAUCAACAGUUCCGAAUUUGCCUCAAACCUGAUAUACGAUGUAACUGGAGGGAAAUUAGGAUGUCCUCCAUCAGAAGACAUGGACAAAAUUGAUGUACAUGGAAAUGACGUAAUGUCUGUAGUUCAUGCAUUCCGUGCUGGUUUCCGUGCUGCUCUCAGAGAUCUGCAAGGAUUUCACAUAUUCCUAGUCACACUUCACCAAAGACUUGAUACUUUGUUACGAUUAUUUAUGAACAUUAUAAGCAAAAUAUCUUUGGGAGAAUUUGACAAAGAAGAUGGUAUGAAUCCUGACUCACCUUCACUGACACCUGGCGGGCAUUGUUACUCUCCAUCAAGCAAGGAGAGGCUUAGUAAUGAUAACCAUCACGAUUAUAUUGAUUCAGACUCACAGAGAACUGCUUCAAAGGCAUCAUUUUCAGGCAACAAAGAUUGCAGUGACUCUACUCCUAUGUCAAGAGAAACUUGGCAUGGAAAGUUCUCUAAAGGAAAUGGGGAAUCAUUUCGUAGUCUCCGUUUGACUAAUAAGCUCCGUGACUUCCACAAAUUUGCCAAGGUUGAUGCUGAAUCCAGUAAAGAAUUGGAACAGUGGAAUGAAAUGCUUAAAAGUGAUGCCAUCAAACUGUGCCAGGAGAACAAUUUCAAUCCAGGAUUUUUCGAGGGUAGUGAUAAUAACUGUGUUGUUGAUGCAUAUGAACUUAAGGUUAGACUUGAGCAUAUUCUCGAGAGAAUUGCAUUGAUAUCAGAUGCUGCAAGUACUGAGAAACCUUCAGCAGUGACAAGCAAUCUGUUCAUUGGUGGAGCAUUGGCGGCAAGAUCUGUAUACACACUGCAAUACUUGGGAAUUACAAAUAUUUUGUGUUUGUGUACCAAUGAAAUUGGACAGUCAGAAACUCAGUAUCCUGAUCUAUUUGAGUAUAAGAAUUUCUCUGUAUGUGACAGUGAUGAUUACAACAUCAGCAGCAUAUUUGAAGAAGCAUGUGAUUUUAUAGAUCAUGUUGAACAAACAGGUCGAAGAGUUUUAGUUCACUGCUUUGAGGGGAAAAGCAGAAGUGUCACGAUGUGGGUGACAGUUGCGACAUGUUUUGAACUAAUUUUUUCAUUGUGCAGGAAGUAUACUUUAUUAGAAGCAUGGCAAGCUCUGAAACGAGUUCACUGUCGAGCACAACCCAACGACGGUUUUGCAAAGAUCUUGUUGGAAUUGGAUCAGAAACUAUAUGGAAAGGUUACGAUGGAAUGGCAUCAGCGGAAACCAAUGAUGAAAGUCUGCCCCAUAUGUGGGAAGAAUGCUGGACUAAGCAGCAGCUCACUCAAGCUCCAUCUGCAGAAAUCACAUAGAAAGCUGUCCUCUGGUAGUGUAGAUAGUGCCAUGACCAUGGAAAUCCAGAAAGCAUUGACAGCUUUGAAUAUUGGCCGUGGAGGGAGUGUCAGCCCCACACAAAGACAACAAUCUCAUCCAAUAAUAACAAUAGAAACUGCAAACCCAUAG
Messenger RNA from Sphenostylis stenocarpa, 2808 nucleotides. The record is from the annotation of a GenBank genome assembly. Lineage: Eukaryota; Viridiplantae; Streptophyta; Magnoliopsida; Fabales; Fabaceae.